CAAUGGUUGAUUGACAUCUAUAGCCUUAGCAAACCACAUGUUGAGGAGCAGAAGCUUACACAUGGCCUGCUAUAUGGAACACAUGUAUUGGGCCUAGUGGGAUAUAUAUUUGUCUUUUCCCAAUUUUUUUUUUCAUUUGUGAAGUUUUUUUCUCUCUCUUCUCUCUUUUCUCUCUCGUACUCUCUCUCUCACUAUCUCUCUCUCGUGCUCUCACCCUCUCUCGUUUCAUCAUCAUCAAGCCAAACACCACCGAACUUUCAUCUUAAAUCAACAUGCAAUUUCAUAAAUAGGUUCCUCUCAUCUCAAGCUCCAAGGUAAGGGUAAUUUUGUAUCAAACAUCCAUGGAUUUCCUUUGAAUUCUUGCUGUGUUCAUCACAUUUUAAGAACUCAAUUAUGAACUUGAUUGCAUGUGUGAGGUUCUGAUGGCGUUCAAGUUUUACAGAGAAGUUAUAGGUAAGAACCAUAAACUUUUUUUCCUUCUUCUAUUCAAGUUAAAAUCCAAAACACCAUUCUUCACUUCUUCUCAUUUGGUAAAUUGCAUGUGAGUUUAAUGGAAUUGAGAUUCUCUGGGAAUAUAUCAGAAGCAAUGAACAUGGGCACAAGAUGCAAGCUUUGGAAUUUUGAUCGGUGAUUUUUGAAGAAGUUUGGGUUAAACCCGUGUUCUAGGACAAGUCUCCACUAAAAAGAUAAAUUCUCACUCCUCGUAACUCUGAUUGAGAUGCCGUUUGUUUCUGUGGUUAGCUAACUCAAUUCCGGUCGUUGUGAUGCCAAUUUCAUAAUUUUUGAUUAGGAAAUGAGGUCUAGGGACGCGUUUGAAGUUGAGGUACUGAAGCUGUCAAAAUGGUGUUUUGAGGACUACAGUCUACAGGUUUGGGUACUCGAGCGGCACAAAAGGAUGGUUUUAGGCUUGCGAAAUAACGCCGUACUGUUGUUAAAUCUGUUAUAACCAUGUUCAUAGGACGCACUCUACGCCGUAGUCGACGCCGAUAUUGAGGUUGCGCUUCAGAAAGCAGAGAUUAGUAGAGGUUACUCGAAGAGAUUCACAAAGAUUGGCAGUAAAAAAGGACAUUUCCUUAGUUGUUGCAUUGGGCUCUGCUACUCAAAUUGCAAUGUUUGUGGUUCCACUCUGUGUAAUUGUUGUUUGGAUAAUGGGUGUGAAAAUGGACUUGAACUUCAACCUCCUUGAGACAGGUUCUCUUGCUUUGACAAUUAUUGUCACUGCCUUCACUUUACAGGUUAGAAGCUCAUCAAAAUGACAUUGAACUUGAAGAGUGGGGACAAGGCUAUGAUUUUUUGUUUUGUGGAGUUUACUGAACCCAAAUGCGCUCUCACCGCCAUGGAAGCUCUGCAAGGAUAUAAUGAGGCUGGCCUAGAAAAACCUUAUACAUUCAAGGCUGAUGAGAGGAAUGGAAGAUAGAAAUAAUUCUCAUAUGUUGAAUAGUGAUUGUGUGUACUUCUAACUUAAGUACCAAAUUGAAGGAAAAUAAUUACAAAUUCUCAGUGGUGACCACAAGUACUACUUCACAUUUUCUCAAAAACUUUCCAUAUUGUCAAGGUAUGGUUCAUCACCAAAUGAUUUUGAAGGAGUAUCUGCCCAUUUUGAUGUUCCUUUUGUUCAAGUAAACAAUGUUGAAUCAUGUACUCUUUUCUCUUUUACUUUGGAGUUUGAGUGGUAUUUCUUGAUUUCUAUCAAUUUUGUAGGCUCCCUCAUUUCCUACACUUUCCAUUAAUGUGAUGAAUCUUUUGAAUUCAAGUAGUACUAAUUUGAAAGUUGAAACUAAUAGAAUAACAUCCAUCUAUAACAUCACCAAUGAUGAUGUAGCUAUGUGUCAGUUUUUUUUUGCAAUUAUUGAUCAUGAAAAGAAGAGGACAUUUGUUUUGCGUAAAGAUGGCCUUCCUGAUGCUGGUUCAAUGGGAGUCUCGAAUUCUUUUUAUGGAUCCAAGUUAUUCUUAAAUGAUGAACUUCCCAAGGUAGCUGCCUACAUAGAAAGGAUGAAUGCUGCAAAUGUAGAGUUAACUCAAGUUGUUAGCCAAAUGUCUGGCUCUAUGGUACUAAGUGUGGCUGAUGAUUUGUUGCAAACACCUAGGAUGACUAUUGAAGAGCUAAUUGAAUCUACUCAGAAAUGCUAUGGUUCUGUGUUGGCAUGGGCCUGUGAGUUUCGAUACCGAUGCAGGAUCAAUGAGUCUCUCUCUGAUAUACUUCAUCCACCAACAAACAAGCCAGUCGGAAAGAGGUCUGCUGAUGUUGACGAAGGCGAUGUUACGACUUCAAAGGAAACCAAGCUUCCAUGUGUGAAGAUUGAGGGUGCUAAGUGACCAUGUUCAUGGUCAUAUUUCCUUUGUUUCUAAUAAGUGUGUUUCUUGGUGUUUUGCUAUUUCCCUGUCUUACUGUCUUUGUUUGUAUGUGCACUUUGUGCUUAGUUGAUGCUUUAUAAUAGCAUCCCUCUAUGUAUUAUGUAUCUCUCUGGACCUCUGUCUUUCUUAUUGAGAGAUGUAUCAAAUAUUAAUAAUAAAUGUUAAAUUUAAAUAUCAGUUGGUGUUUUGUUUU
This is a messenger RNA of Trifolium pratense (red clover), 2548 nucleotides long. RefSeq lists its product as uncharacterized. The transcript is spliced from 16 exons. The record is from RefSeq and is a predicted model, not a curated record. Bases 1735 to 2316 code for a protein of 193 amino acids. Lineage: Eukaryota; Viridiplantae; Streptophyta; Magnoliopsida; Fabales; Fabaceae.